AUGUCUACAACAGAAGAUCAACAAGGGCUACAGGAGACUGGCAUACCCGAUGCAUCACAGAGUCCCAUUCCGACCCAUACGCCGGAACCCAUCCCCGAGGAAAGCUCAGAACAAAGUCCGGACCAGACCGUUCGUCUGGCGGCAUCCAACACCACUCUAUGGCCGUCGUACGCAUCUGUCGGUAAUGACAGCACUCAUCAAAAUGAAUCUCAGGUCCUAUCGUCCUGGACGUCUGCAGCCACCCUGCGCCCACAACCCCAAGAUGGACAAGCCGAAACUGCCUCAAACGCAAAGCAACCGGCACAGCAACACCCUCUAGCGACCUCCACUGUUCCACCGCCAAAUGUACCUCCGGUGCCGCCAACGACUGCUACGACCGGGGCCACAGCCGCACCGUCGGCAUCUCGACCAUCCUUCCUCCGCCGGCUAACAAAAACGACAAAGGCCGCUCCUGCCGUCGACCCUUUAGCCAAUCCGUCCACCGACCAGAACGCCAAAAAGGCCCGUCCGUUUGGCAUCAAGGCAGAGACCAAGACCAAGUUCCGCGAUUUUUGGCGAAUCUUCACGUACUCGACGUGGGCCGACCGCGUCCUGAUUGUCCUGGCAUCGCUUGCGUCCAUCUGCACGGGCGUCACGAUGCCGCUCAUGAACGUGGUGUUUGGCCGCGUGUUUGGCUCCUUUAACGGCUACGACAAGCAGGGCAACGCCGUGGUCAUGACGGAGGACAUGUUCAUGCACGAAAUCGUGCAGUGCGUCUUGUACCUCGUGUACAUUUUCGCGGCGCGCCUGGUGCUGGGCUACGUCGCCUACUUUGGCUUCCGGCUCAGCAGCCUGCGCAUCUCCGCGGCGCUGCGGCUCGCGUACAUGCGCGCGCUGCUGGCGCAGCCCGUGUCGACGCUGGACUGCCUGCCGCCGGGCACGACGGCGGCCGUCAUCACGAUCACGGCCAACACGCUGCAGCUGGGCAUUUCCGAGAAGCUGUCGGGCUUCCUGCAGUCGGUGACGCUCGUCGUGGCGGCCCUGGUCGUGUCGUUUCUGUACAGCUGGAAGCUGACGCUGGUGACGAGCAGCGGCAUGGUGUUCAUUGUCCUGGUGUACGCGGUGACGACGCCGAUGUUGGUCAAGAUUCUCAAUCAAGUGCAGGACAGCGAGAUCAAGGCAGCCACCGUGGCGAGCGAGAUCUUUUCGUCCAUCAGAAUGGUGGCGGCGUGUGGUGCGGAAGAAAAAAUGGCUGCACGAUACGACGUGUGCGCCGACGAGUCGCGCAACCGAGGGAAGCGCAUGUCGCCGGUCAUUGCCCUGCAGCAGACGCCGGUUUUCUUUGCGAUUUUUGCAACCUUUGCCCUCGCCUUCUGGUUCUCACUCGAUGAGUACAUGAAGGGCGACAUCCACAGCCCACAGACAUUGAUUGUCGUCCUCUUCUCCGUCAUGAUGAUGACGACGGCCAUUGGUGGCAUCACGACGCCUUUGUCGGGCGCUGCCCGUGCGGCCAGCGCCGCCACCAUUUUCUAUGCCAUGAUUGAUGCGCCGGCGCCCGAAUGCGGUGGAUUUGGCGAAGGCACCCCUGAAGCCGAGGCGGCGACAAAGGGCGAUCUCGUCCUUGAAAAUGUGCACUUUUGCUACCCGCUCCGGCCGGACCUCAAGAUCUUGGACGGCGUCGACGUGACCUUUCCAGCCGGCAAGAUGACGGCGAUUGUGGGUCCGUCGGGCUCGGGCAAGAGCACAAUCGUGUCCCUGUUGGAGCGCUGGUACGAGCUCGACGAGCCCGGUGUGUUGACGACGUACGGACACCUGACAGUGGGCGGCGUGCGGCUGAGGGAUCUGGACCGGCGCUGGUGGCGGACACAGGUCGGACUGGUGCAGCAGGAGCCAUUUCUGUUCAACGACACGAUCUUCAACAACGUGGCGCACGGCCUGGUGGGGACCAAGUGGGAGCGUGCAGACGAUGCAGUCAAAAAGAGCAUGGUCGAAACAGCCUGCCGCGAGGCGUAUGCCGACGAAUUUGUGGUGCGUCUGCCGCAGGGGUACGAGACGGUGGUGGGAGACGGCGGCGGUCUUAAGCUGAGCGGCGGCCAGCGGCAGCGGCUUGCCAUUGCCCGAGCCAUCAUCAAACAGCCGGCCGUCUUGGUCCUGGACGAGGCCACGAGCGCCAUUGAUGUGCGCAGCGAGCAGAUCGUGCAGGCGGCGCUGGACCGCGCGUCCAAAAACCGCACGACCAUUACCAUUGCCCACCGGCUGUCGACCGUCCGCAAAGCCGACAACAUUGUGGUCCUGCGAAAAGGGCGCGUCGUCGAGCAGGGCACGCAUUCUGAGCUGAUGGCGCGCGGCGAGGGCGGUGCGUAUCAUGCGCUGGCGACGGCGCAGCAGCUCGUCCGGGAAAAGGUGGAGCAGCGGGCCGUCCCGCGGCCGACGUCCCGGCCCCGCCCGGGAUCCAAUGCCAGAACAGAAGCAGGAUCGCGAUCACAGUCGCACGACUCAAAGGAGAGAAAGAGCAUGGACAUCGUUGAGAAAGAGGCUGCCAUACGUCCGGAGAGCGUCGUUGACAUGGCCACAAGUUCAGCCAAGGAGAAAGACGACGCAGGCGCAGGCGUCCUCCAACCGCCACAAGCAUCCUCCGCAGACGCCCCCAAAACGCCUUCUCCUUCCCAAUCGCAAGGAAGCCGCAGCUUUUGGCGCAGCUUCGUGCUUCUCCUCCGCGAGCAGCGCGCGCUCUGGCCGUGGUACCUCGUCAUGUUCGCGGGCGCCCUCGCCGCCGGCGCCAGCGCGCCCGUCCAGGCGUACCUGUUCGCUAUGCUCAUAUCGCUCUUCGCGUUCCUCGGCAGCCCCGAGUGGCUGCACGCGCUCACCAACUUUUGGUGUCUCAUGUUCACCGUGCUCGCCAUCGCCGUGGGGUUGGCGUACUUCGCCCUGGGCUGGUCCGCCACCACCACCGCGUUCCACAUCACCCACCACUACCGUCGCGCCUAUCUGCGGAGCAUGCUCGCCCAGCCCGUCGCUUUUUUUGACGAGGACGACCACAGCGCCGGCGCCCUGACCGCCCGCCUGGCGACCGAUCCGACGCAGCUGCAGCAGCUGCUGGGCAUGAACCUGGCCUUCGUGGCCAUUUCGGUGCUCAAUGUCAUUGGAUGCCUCAGCGUGAGUUUUGCCUUUGGCUGGAAGCUGACACUGGUCACCGUCUUGACGUCGAUGCCGGUGCUGCUGGGCGCCGCGUUUGUGCGCCUGCGCUACGAACAGCAGUUUGAGAAGGCGAGCCAGGCCGUGUUCGCCGAAAGCGCGCAGUUUGCGACCGAAGCCGUGGGCGCGUUCCGAACGGUGGCCGCACUGACGCUCGAAGAAUCCAUUGGCGCGCGGUACGCCGCCCUCCUUCGAAACCACAUCCGCGGCGCCCUCGUACAGUCGGGCGUGUCGACAUUUGUGUUUGCGUUGAGUGACAGCAUUGCGCUGCUGUGCAUGGCGUUUGUUUUAUGGUACGGCGGUAAACUCAUGGCCGACCGCGAGUAUCAGUCGUUCCAAUACGUUGUGGUCUACAUUGCCGUUUUGCAAGGCGGCAUGGGUGCUGGCCAGUGGCUCAGUUUCGGACCAAACAUUGCACAGGCUUCGGCGGCGGCCAACCGCAUCAUCGACCUCCGCCACACCGACGACGCCGACGGCCGUCUUGUUUCCUUGGACAAUGGCGACUUGGGUGACGAGGACCAGGGCGUCAAGAUUGAAUUCCGCAAUGUCUGGUUUCGUUAUCCGACGCGAGACGCCCCGGUGCUCAAUGGGCUCAACAUGACAAUUGAAAAGGGACAGUUUGCGGCCGUUGUGGGCUACUCGGGUUCCGGCAAGACGACCGUCGUCUCGCUCUUGGAAAGAUUCUAUCGCUACGCGUCCGGCGACAUUCUCUACAACGGGCUCCCCAUUGCCGAUCUCGCACUGCACGACUACCGGCGAGACAUCUCGCUCGUCGCCCAGGAGCCCAGUCUGUUUGACGGGACGCUGCGCGAGAACAUUCUGCUGGGCAUCGCCGACGACGCGGCUGACGACAUGGACGCCCGCCUCCACGCGGCCUGCACCGACGCCGGCAUCCACGACUUUAUCCAGUCGCUGCCCGAGGGCUACGACACGGCCAUUGGCAGCCGCGGCGUCGCGCUGUCGGGCGGCCAGAAGCAGCGCGUGUCCAUUGCCCGGGCCCUCGUGCGCCGCCCGCGCCUCUUGCUGCUCGACGAAGCGACGUCGAACCUGGACGCCGAGACGGAGCGGCAGGUGCAGGCCGUGUUUGAGACGCGACAGUCGCGCUGCACCAUGGUGGUUGUGGCGCACCGCCUGGCCACCGUGCAGCGGGCCGACGUCAUCUUCGUGCUGGGCGACGGCCAAGUGCUGGAACAGGGGGACCACGCGAGCCUGCUGGCGCAGAGGGGCGUCUACUACCAAAUGUGCCAGGCGCAGGCGCUGGACGGUUGA
This is a messenger RNA of Sporothrix brasiliensis 5110, 4443 nucleotides long. Its product is annotated as ABC multidrug transporter. NCBI's taxonomy places the organism in Eukaryota, Fungi, Ascomycota, Sordariomycetes, Ophiostomatales, Ophiostomataceae. The coding region runs from base 1 to 4443 and encodes 1480 amino acids. Gene Ontology annotation, biological process: transmembrane transport. Gene Ontology annotation, molecular function: ABC-type oligopeptide transporter activity; ATP binding; ATP hydrolysis activity. The record is from RefSeq and is a predicted model, not a curated record. The transcript is spliced from 8 exons. Gene Ontology annotation, cellular component: membrane.